AUGUUCAUCCAUUUGGACAUUUAUUAUUAUAUUUUCAUUUUGAUGGUUCACAUGAAAUCCUGCUGCAGUUGGUCAGUGAAUAAUUUCCUGAUGACUGGUCCAAAAGCUUACCUGAUCUAUUCCAGUAGCGUAGCUGCAGGCGCUCAGAGUGGGAUUGAAGAAUGCAAGUAUCAGUUUGCGUGGGAGCGCUGGAACUGUCCAGAACGAGCCCUUCAGCUUUCCACCCACAGUGGACUCAGGAGUGCAACCCGGGAGACAGCUUUUGUUCAUGCCAUCAGUUCUGCUGGGGUUAUGUACACUCUCACAAGGAACUGCAGCCUGGGUGACUUUGAUAAUUGUGGCUGUGAUGACACCAGGAAUGGUCAACGAGGUGGUCAAGGCUGGCUGUGGGGAGGCUGCAGUGAUAAUGUUGGCUUUGGAGAGGCCAUCUCCAAACAGUUUGUGGAUGCGUUAGAAACUGGGCAAGAUGCACGUGCUGCCAUGAACCUGCACAACAAUGAAGCUGGGCGCAAGGCUGUGAAAGGGACCAUGCAAAGGACGUGUAAAUGCCAUGGUGUAUCUGGCAGCUGCACCACUCAAACCUGCUGGCUUCAGUUGCCUGAGUUUCGAGAAGUAGGCAACUACCUGAAAGAGAAGUACCACCGUGCCAUUAAGGUGGACCUCCUGCGUGGUGCAGGCAACAGUGCGGCCAGUCGCGGGGCUGUUGCUGAGACCUUCAGCUCCAUCUCCCGUAAGGAGCUGGUGCACCUGGAGGAUUCUCCUGAUUACUGUGUGGAGAACCGUACGCUCGGCCUUCCAGGCACCGAAGGCCGUGAGUGCUUAAAAAAGGGCAAGAAUCUGAGUAAGUGGGAGAAGCGUAGCUGCAAGCGGCUAUGCAGUGACUGUGGCCUGGCUGUAGAGGAACGCAGGGCAGAGACUGUAUCCAGCUGCAACUGCAAGUUCCACUGGUGUUGUGCGGUAAAAUGUGAGCAGUGCCGCAAGACUGUCACAAAGUACUACUGUGUGAGAGCCAAGCAGGUUAAGAAUGAUAGUGCAAGUCGAAGAAAAAGUCUUCGCUUAAAGAAGAAGCACUAA
This is a messenger RNA of Neoarius graeffei (lesser salmon catfish), 1074 nucleotides long. RefSeq names its product wingless-type MMTV integration site family, member 8b (gene wnt8b). Gene Ontology annotation, molecular function: frizzled binding; cytokine activity. Gene Ontology annotation, biological process: cell fate commitment; canonical Wnt signaling pathway; multicellular organism development. The coding region runs from base 1 to 1074 and encodes 357 amino acids. The record is from RefSeq and is a predicted model, not a curated record. Gene Ontology annotation, cellular component: extracellular region. The transcript has 6 exons. NCBI's taxonomy places the organism in Eukaryota, Metazoa, Chordata, Actinopteri, Siluriformes, Ariidae.